AUGUUUGCAUGGAGUCGCGAGUAUCAGUUGGAGGAGCAGCAGAGGGAGCAGCAGAGGGAGCAGCAGAGGGAGCAGCAGAGGGAGCAGCAGCAGUGGGAACAGCAGCAGAGGGAGCAGCAACAGUGGGAGGAGCAGCAGAAGGAGCAGCAGCAGCAGCAGCAGCAACAGGUGCAGUUGGGGUGGGACGAGCAGCAGCAACAGCAGCAGGAGCUACUGCAGCAGCAACAGCAGGAGCAGCACCAGCAAGAGCAGCAGCAGCAGGGGUAUGAGGGGCAGCAGCAGGGCUCAAACGGAUACGAAGAGGGGGAGCAGAGGGAUGGGGGCAGCACAGGGUGGGAGACCAGUGCCUCCAAUCCCAUUUACCCGAACGGCGUGGUUCUAGAAGAGGAGGUGUUCCCAAUCCCUGCUCCAGUUCCAGUGAUGCAGUCAGAAUUGGAAGGGCUGCAAUCCGCAGCGCAAGAGCAGGGAGCGGCUGAGCAAGCAAUGCAAGAGCAAGGAGCACAGGAGGAGUACGCAGCACGGGGGUUUUAUUCCGAGCCGAGAGCAGCAGAGCAGGAACAAGCAGAGGCGCUAGCACAGGAAGGGGGCGCAGUUUCAGGAGAGGAGGCGGCAGGAACAACUGGUCUCCAUGAGGAGGAAAGCAGGAGCCUGGCCAUCCAGCCCUCUGAGCGCAAGGAGGAUGUGGUGCUGCAUCAGCUGCAGCUCAAGGUUGGAGUUUACAGCGUGCCCCACCCUGCUCGAGCGUCAAGGGGUGGUGACGAUGCUUACUUGGUGGAGGGUAACUGGCUGGGCGUGGCAGAUGGCAUUGGCACGUGGACAGACCAAGGCAUCAACGCAGGCUUAUAUUCCCGUGAGAUGAUGUGGAACUGUGUCAACGUGAUUCGGUCGCGGCAGGAAGGAGCAGAUAGCGACGAGGACGAGGAAACCGACGAUGACUUUGCCGACCAUCUUGAAGGGAGAUCCGAUUCUGAGCUAGAUUCGGAUCACAACGACUCGGCAGGCGUCGGGCGGGGGGCGGCGGCGGGCGGCAGUGUGGACGGCAUGGGCGGCGGAGCGGGCGGCAGGAGGGGGAGGGGCGUGGGGGGUGCGGGAGGAGGGGUGGUGAGCGGAGUGGGGGCGGGAGGGGAUGAUUACGACUAUGGGUACUAUGAUGAUGAGGAGGAUUUAGACCCAAUGGAUCCCAAGGGGGUGAUUGAGGAGAGCCACAGCCGCACUGACCUGAGAGGAUCCUGCACCAUCACUCUCGCCGUGCUGGAUAAAGAUGUGAGUGGAAGCCUUGGACCCGAUGGGUCCCAAGGGGGUUGUAGGGAGAGCCACAGCCGCACUGAUCUACGCGGCUCGUCCACCAUCGCCCUUGCUGUGCUGGAUAAGGAUCGACUGCGAGUGGCAAGCAUAGGCAGCUGUGGGUUCGUGCUGCUGAGGAGGGGCGAGCUGGUGAUUCUCUCUCUUCCAUCUGUCUCCCCUCCACCCCACCCACCCUUUCCCUCUCUCACCCCGUUCCCUUUCCUGCAGCGCCUGCGAGUGGCAAGCAUAGGCAGCUGUGGGUUCGUGCUGCUGAGGAGGGGCGAGCUGGUGAUCCGCUCAGAGAGGAAUGCCACUGCUCUCCUGCCCUCACCUCCCACUUCCUCCCCUGUUUCCUCCAUUCCUUUUCCCACCACUUCGCUUUUUCCCCACCCUCAGCGCCUGCGAGUGGCGAGCAUAGGCAGCUGUGGGUUCGUGCUGCUGAGGAGGGGCGAGCUGGUGAUCCGCUCGGAGCGCAUGGAGCAUUCUUUUGGAAACCCUUUCCAAAUCGGGCAUGAGGCUGGGGACGGCCCUGACUGUGCUAAGGAUUACACCAUUCCCGUGCAAGCAGGGGACGCGAUUCUGCUAGCCACCAACGGGCUGUUUGACAAUAUCUUUCUCGACACCAUCGUGCGCGUGCUCUGCGCUGCUCUGGGAGAGGGGAAGAAACCCGAGUCUGUUGCUCGCAAGCUCGUGUCGAUGGCACAUAAAGCAGGGGAGAGUGCAGCAGAGCCCACGCCGUAUGCAAUAGCAGCCAAGGCAGCAGGGGUGCACCACGAGGGGGGGAGGCGGGACGAUGUGACUGUGAUAGUGGCGUACGUGCAAUAA
This is a messenger RNA of Closterium sp. NIES-65, 2109 nucleotides long. Lineage: Eukaryota; Viridiplantae; Streptophyta; Zygnematophyceae; Desmidiales; Closteriaceae. The record is from the annotation of a GenBank genome assembly.